Messenger RNA from Cooperia oncophora, 534 nucleotides. The record is from the annotation of a GenBank genome assembly. Lineage: Eukaryota; Metazoa; Nematoda; Chromadorea; Rhabditida; Trichostrongylidae.
AUGAGUCACCCAACCGCUGAUUUUGGACAGGAUGCAGUGGCUAUUCGUGAGCGACAGAUAGCCGCAAUUAUCGUUUUUAUGAUAGCAUUGCCUGGCACAUUUUGCAACGCAUUGGUGGCGCUCUUCUGCCGUACUUUGCCGACGCUCAACAAUCCCUUUGGACGACUGACAGCCAGCCAAUCUACUGGAGAAAUGAUUCUUUGCGCAAUGUUUGCCUUCUAUUACGUUCCAAUGGUCUUCUUUGACAUAAACGUCAUGAAGGACAACUCUGGUUAUGCUGGUGCAAUCCUCCUGGUCUGCUAUGAUAUCGUUAUAUUCUCCCACUUGGUUAUCGCCAUCAAUCGCAUGUCCGCUGUUUUCUUCCCAUUGCAAUACACUGACCACUUCAGCGAUCGCAAUACAACUAUCCUUAUCGCUCUUAUAUGGAUAGUAUCCAUUGUGGUUCCAGUUACGUUCCACGGAAGAAGGAGCUGCGCUCUCAUCUACUUGGAUUCCUUCUACGCUUUCGCCUUCGAUCCAAAAGAGGUAAGUUGA